This is a messenger RNA of Cynoglossus semilaevis (tongue sole), 1889 nucleotides long. RefSeq names its product ras-related protein Rab-33B. The transcript has 2 exons. Gene Ontology annotation, biological process: Rab protein signal transduction. Lineage: Eukaryota; Metazoa; Chordata; Actinopteri; Pleuronectiformes; Cynoglossidae. Bases 412 to 1116 code for a protein of 234 amino acids. The record is from RefSeq and is a predicted model, not a curated record. Gene Ontology annotation, molecular function: GTP binding; GTPase activity.
UGGGAUAAGGAAAUUAAAUGUUCCUUUAUCAAUCCACUCUAGUUAAAGCCAGUAUGUUUAAAACACAAUUUUUAAUUUUAGUUUUUCACUAUUUCUAUUGCUAUUAAUGUAGUUAUGUGUAAGUAUAUUUGUAUGGUGAACUGUAAUUGGGCUAAAACGCUGAGUAACGGUUUGAGUCGGUCCGUCGUCUGUCAAAUUCUCGCGAUACCUAAAGAUUCCCUCAUUUUAAUUUCGUAUCCCACUGUUUUUUUAUUGUCAUCAAUAUAGUAAUGCGUGUUAUUAAUUGUGUGUGGUUAACUUUCAUAAAUAUAAAAUUGGGCUAACAGUGACUAACAGUUUCAGGUCCAAUCGAACAUAUCUCACGUUCUCGCGAUACCUUGUCGCCGCCCCGCGUGAUAAUGAAAAAGAGCAAUGGCAAAUGUAAACAGAGCUGGGCAGGAAUUUGACACAGUUUUCAGUGGAGAAGACUCUUUUGAGCUCUCUUUACAGUACGAUUAUGACACCGUUCAGACUCGGGUUUUUAAAAUUAUAGUAAUCGGAGACUCGAACGUGGGAAAAACGUGUCUGACUUACAGAUUCUGCGGUGGAGCUUUCCUGAAAAACCCAGAGGCUACGAUCGGGGUGGAUUUCAGAGAGAGGACGCUGGAGCUGGAUGGAGACAGAGUCAAGUUGCAGAUCUGGGACACAGCUGGUCAGGAACGCUUCAGGAGGAGCAUGGUGGAUCACUACUACCGCACCGUCCAUGCUGUAAUCUUUGUGUACGAUGUGACCAACCUCUCCUCCUUCGAGAGCAUCCCUGAGUGGAUUGAGGAAUGCAGCCGACACUCUGUGGGGCCGUUGGUGCCCCGUGUCUUGGUUGGAAACAAGUGUGACCUGAGAGAACGUCGGGAAGUUCCGACAUCCGCUGCGCAAUGCCUUGCCGACAGCUACAACUUUCCUUUAUUUGAAACUUCAGCCAAAGAUCCUGCUGAGAAGGAACAUGUAGAUGCUAUUUUUCUGACUAUAGCUUAUAGGCUAAAGAGUCGCAAACCUCUACGGCUUAAACAGCCCAAUGAGAGCAAUAUGAGGCAUCUGUUGCAGGAGAGAGAGCAAGAAGAGGCAAUCUGUCGGUGCUGAGGUUAAAAUCCUGUUGUAUGUUUGUGCAAGAAGUUUGAGAGAUAGCCAGUGUGUUUCUCAGAGACAGUAACAGUGCUGAGGAAAACAGCACUGAUCUGGGCUAUCCUAAAACUAAGGCUGACUCCCCAAAGAAACCUUUUGCUGGUUCAAAUCGGGUUGCAUCUGCAUUAUUUUCCAUGUGCAUGUGGACUUUCUACAAGUCCAAAAUAGUGCAAAUCAGAGGAACGUGUAAGCUGAUGUCAGCUGGAAUCGCUCCAUCAACCUUCAAUCCUUGACACAAUGAAUGGUUACAGAUUGAACAGGAAACUGACAAAGGUAUCUUAUCAUCCACUACUACUACUACAACUACAGACUUUUCUAUUUGAACUGAAGCAGUCCAGUGACACUAUAAUGUCAGUGCCCAAUGCAGAAUUUUACAUUUUCGUUAAACGCUAAAACAGCUGGUUAAUACGAGUACAGAGCUGUGUUCAACGCUUGGAAAAUUACCUGCAACCAGUUGACAUCAGCACAAUAACAUUAUCAAUACAUACAGGAGACACAGAGGGGAUUGCAGUUGUAAAGGACCAGUACAUAAACUGAAACUGUGAAGAAAACUGUGCAAUAAUUCCUUUACAAUUUUGUUUUAAUUUAUCCUCUUAUAAGUAUAUAUGUAGCAUGGCUCUGAUGCUGAAAUAUAUCUGUUAUAAAUAUAAAUGUACUUACAGUUUUAUGUUACAAAAAAGCCUUCAUUAUGUAGCUACAGUAACACAUCAAUAAAAGUGGCUUUCAUUUUU